ACUUCUUCUUCAUCACCUCUGGGUCCCACUGAUGCCGCACGGAGACCGCCGGGGGCCAUGCCUUUUCAAAGAACGGGUGCGACGCCCAUGAAUGCCGACAUGGCUGCGAAGAUGAAAGCCUUUUCCGAGUCGCGAAGGGGUCCACCAACACCAGGGCCCAAUCGUGGAGGUCCUCUCGCCAGCGGCAUGCAGUCACCUGGCCCAGCUCCAGGAGGGUUUCCCGCCAACUUCCGCCUCCCGCAGGGAUUGAACCGCCCAGCACCUCAUCUCGCAGCAUCCUCUCCUGCCGUGGCAGGCGUCAGCAAAGGACUUUCAUUGGCAGAGAAGCGAGGACUAAAACUACCCGGCGGCCUCCCGGGUCAAGGUCCUACGCCCGGAGGAAGAGUUAAACCAGGUCUUACACUUUCAGCCAUGGCGGGUGGUGCGCCCGACGGCGACGCUGCAUCAGGACAACCUCGGCAGCAGUCUCAAAUGGAGAAGUAUGCUGAUUUUGUGGACACCAAAGCCGGCGCGUUAACAUUCAAGGGUAAGGCUGUGGUUCAUGGCCAGGGCAUCGACUUCAGCUCUGGAAAGAGCUUCAGCAUCAGUUUGGACGAAAUUGAUCGUAUGGACGAGCUGGGCAAGGGAAACUACGGCACAGUGUACAAAGUGCGUCACGCACGACCCAAAUUUCGGAAGCAGGGCCAGGGUAUCGCCGGAAUACAGUCGAGCGGUCCUAACGGGAGCGACGAUUUCGUCACGCCUCUGUCUCCCACACGAGACGCGAGCGCCUCAGCGGAGACGCCGACCAACGCAACUUCUGCUCAAGCUUACGGCCGUGGUGGCCCAACAGGCAUGGUGAUGGCCAUGAAAGAGAUGCGUCUGGAACUUGAUGACGCAAAAUUCCAAUCCAUCAUUAUGGAACUCGAUAUUCUCCACCGUUGCAUCUCUCCUUAUAUUGUAGACUUCUACGGAGCUUUCUUUCAAGAAGGUGCAGUCUACAUUUGCAUGGAAUGGAUGGACGGUGGCUCCAUCGAUAAACUUUAUUCGCCUCUUCCAGGCGAAGGCGUUCCUGAAGGUGUCCUGCGCAAGAUUACUCACGCAACCGUCCUCGGCCUCAAGAGCCUCAAGGAGGAGCACAACAUCAUUCAUCGUGAUGUCAAACCUACCAAUAUCCUUGCCAAUAGUCGCGGCCAGGUCAAGAUCUGUGAUUUUGGCGUUUCUGGCAACCUCGUCGCAAGUAUCGCCAAGACUAAUAUUGGUUGUCAGAGUUACAUGGCCCCUGAACGAAUUUCUUCUGGCGGUGGAGGUGCUCCAGCACAGCCCGGUGCGUCUAUGGGCACAUACAGCGUACAAUCAGAUAUCUGGUCGUUGGGUUUGAGUAUCAUUGAGUGUGCCAUGGGUCGGUAUCCCUACCCUCCCGAAACGUACGAUAAUAUCUUCUCGCAAUUAUCUGCGAUCGUCGAUGGAGCACCUCCUGACCUUCCAGCCGACUCCUUCUCUCCUGCUGCUCGCGAUUUCGUUGCUGGCUGCCUGAACAAGAUUCCGAACCUCCGGCCGACAUACCCCAUGCUUCUCCAACAUGCCUGGCUGGCGCCUCUCGACAAACCUGCCACCAUUGCCGAAGAGGAUGAAGAGGAAGCCGAAGCUGUUGAGAAAUUAUCCUUGGACCCUGCUCCUGUUGAUGGUGAAACACAAGCAUCGAAAUAUGCAACGGCUGCAGAUGGCACACCUUUUAUCGAUCGCGAAGUCGGCGAAUGGGUCCUUGGAGCCCUGGAACGGCGGCGCGCCGGGAAAUUGGGCAAGAGCAUCAAGCCUGCACUUCACGCGGCGAGCUUGUCGGCGGCG
Molecule: messenger RNA, 1827 nt
Organism: Dissoconium aciculare CBS 342.82
Lineage: Eukaryota; Fungi; Ascomycota; Dothideomycetes; Mycosphaerellales; Dissoconiaceae
Product: kinase-like protein
Exons: 3
Biological process (GO): MAPK cascade; cellular hyperosmotic response; protein phosphorylation
Molecular function (GO): ATP binding; MAP kinase kinase activity
Source: RefSeq, a predicted model, not a curated record